Molecule: messenger RNA, 1560 nt
Organism: Copidosoma floridanum
Lineage: Eukaryota; Metazoa; Arthropoda; Insecta; Hymenoptera; Encyrtidae
Source: RefSeq, a predicted model, not a curated record
AUGUUAGUAGAGACAUGGUUGGAAAAGGACAAGUGGACUAAUGUAGAAAGAGACUGGAAUGCAAGAACUGGGAGAGAAGGAGGUUGGAUUAAUGAAAGUGAUAGUGACGACAAGCACGUAAGGUUAAGAAAGUCGAAAGACGAAAAGAUCAAUGAGGAAGGUAGAAGACUAAUAAAAGAAAUAACAGAAAAAGGAUGGUGUAUAGUAAAUGGGCAAAAAGGAGAAGAAGGAGAAUUCACAUACGUUGGUAGCAGAGGAGAGUCCGUAAUAGAUUACGCAAUAGGAUGUCAAGAAGCGUUAGAUCAGAUUAAGAAAAUGAAGAUAGGACAAAGAACGGAAUCAGAUCAUAUGCCGCUAGAAGUAUACUUAGAAAAUGAAGUAGAGGUAGGAAUUGUAGAGAAAGAAGAGAGAACAAAGGCAAGGAGGGAUUGGACUCAAGAAUUGAUUGAUCAGUAUGGAGAAAGGUGUAAAGACCGGGAGCGAAAGGGAAAAGAGAUUGAAGAAAGAUGGAGUGAAUUGAAAGAUAAAAUAGAUAGGGCAGUACCUAAGAAGAAGAAGAGAUACAAAAAUGCAACAUCGGAAGGCGAAGUGUGGAAAUAUAUAAACAAGUACAGGAAAAAAAGAAGAAGAGAAACAUCUAAAAAGUUCACAGUAGAAGAGUGCAGAAGGUACUUUAUGGAAAAGUCAGAUGGGAAGAAUGAAGAAGGAAUUGUGAGGGAAGAGACAAGAAAGGAUGAGGCAAGAACAAAUGCAGUGGAUCAGGAAGAAAUGAGCAAGGAAGAGUUCGAGAGGCAGAUAGCCAGAUUAAAAGUAGGAAAAGCACCAGGAGAAGACAAGUUGGAAAAUGAAGUGUGGAAGUACAUGCCGGGAGAAGUGGAUGCAGCUCUGUGGGAAUUGCUGAAAAAAGUAUGGAAAAAAGGAGAAUUACCGGAUCAGUGGAGGCAAGGUACGAUUUGUUUGAUUCACAAAAAAGGUGAUAAAGAUAAGUUAGAAAAUUAUAGAGGAGUGACAUUGACAUGUACAGCAUAUAAGAUUUAUGCGAGUAUGUUAAACGAGAUGUUAAAAAAGGAAAUCGAAGGUAAAUUAUCAGAAAGCCAGUUUGGUUUUAGAGAAAAGAGAGGAGAAGCAUUUGAUCGAGUGGAUAGGAAAGUUUUAAAGGAAAGAUUAAUAGAAAUGGAAGUGAGUGAAAAGCUAAGAAAUAGGAUUAUGGAUAUUUAUAAAGAAACGAGAAAUGUAGUUAAAGUUGGAGAAGAGGAAUCCAAGGAAUUUUGGACAGAAAAAGCAAAUGUAAUAAUUUAUAGUACUAGCACAGGAAAAAAACAUGCCCUUGUUAUUAAAGAUCAGAAAGUGUUCAUCAAUCCAUUAGUGAAUAAAUAUGAAAUUCACUCGGCAAAUAACGAGUCUCCUUCUACAAAACAUUAUGUAUCAGCCCCUAUUAAUGAGGCAUUAAAGCAACUAACUCAAGCUCGCUCUGAUCAAGUUUCAAUGGUCAGAAAAAUAUUGACUGAAGGGGCUCUUGAUGACGAAAAAAAGGAAACAGUUCCUAAAUUGAAGGUAUGA